This is a messenger RNA of Cannabis sativa, 603 nucleotides long. RefSeq names its product serpin-ZXA-like. The record is from RefSeq and is a predicted model, not a curated record. Gene Ontology annotation, molecular function: serine-type endopeptidase inhibitor activity. The transcript has a single exon. Lineage: Eukaryota; Viridiplantae; Streptophyta; Magnoliopsida; Rosales; Cannabaceae. Bases 1 to 603 code for a protein of 200 amino acids.
AUGAAUAGUCAUAAUGUUUAUCAUGACUAUGCAUCCCUUGAUGAUUUCAAGGUUCUCAAACUCCGAUAUGAAAGAAUAGCAUUAGGUAAUAAUGGAAAUCAAACACAAUUCUCUAUGUACUCGCUUCUUCCUCAUGAUACGUACGGGUUACAAGAUAUGGUGAAAAAGUUCAAUUCAGAUCCGAAACUGUUGGCGCCCAAGAGUCUUAAUAAUCAUCUAAGGAAGGUGGAACUUUCUCGUGUGUCAAUUCCCAAGAUGAAAUUCUCUUAUGGUGUUGAUGCUAAGGAGUUACUUGAGGAUCAAGGGUUAACUUUGCCUUUCAGUGUGAAUGAUGCAGAUUUCUCAAACAUGGUUAAUGUCAAUCCUGUUACUAAUGUUUAUGUUAACAUUAUGGUUCACAAGUCUUGUAUCGAAGUGAAUGAAGAAGGGACAGAGGCUGCUGCUGCCACCUUUGUUGGUUUUUUAUGCGGCGGCUGGACUCCAAAUUAUAAGCCUCCUCCACUCCCUACCUUUGUUGCUGACCAUCCAUUUAUGUUUAUGUUUGUCGAAGAGUUUUCCAACCUUAUUGUUUUUACCGGAGCUAUUCUUGAUCCACGAAAGUAA